Erinaceus europaeus (western European hedgehog) is the source of this 3473-nucleotide messenger RNA. It is a transcript of the gene YY1AP1, whose product is annotated as YY1 associated protein 1. Gene Ontology annotation, biological process: regulation of DNA-templated transcription. The record is from RefSeq and is a predicted model, not a curated record. Gene Ontology annotation, molecular function: transcription coregulator activity. Lineage: Eukaryota; Metazoa; Chordata; Mammalia; Eulipotyphla; Erinaceidae. The transcript has 8 exons. Gene Ontology annotation, cellular component: nucleus. Bases 324 to 2591 code for a protein of 755 amino acids.
UGCAAUUUAUCCGGCCAUCUGCUCUAACUAUUCGGUAACAGCAUUCCUCAAACCCUAUGCAAAGGCCCUGACAAGGAUUGCCAGAUGCAGGGUCUUUCAAGCAACUUGCAAAAUAACUGAUGGCCUUCACUGUUUAGGUCCUGUUUGUCAAGGGAAAAGGGCAAGGAAUUUUCCACCUCACUGGGCAGGAGGGCAAAAAGCAACUAUACUUAAAACUUUAAAACUACUGCAUCUAACAUUAGCCUAUGGAUUUUUCAUUUCACUAAGACACUGGCUAGGCUGUUACCGACUGGCAGCCAGAGAAAAUUUCACAUUUCCGUGGCAUGCGGGACUUGCCUGGGCCUUUUGACGCUCGCGAAAUGGAAGCGACCUGCGCGGGUUGGUUUGAGGAGCCUCUGGCCAACUUACUAAACGAGCAACAUCGCACAGUGAAGGAGCUCCUUGAACAGCUGAAGAUGAAGAAAUCUUCAGCCAAACAGCAGCAGGAGGUAGAGAGGGUUAAGCCCCAGCGUGAGAAAGUUCAGCAGACUCUGAUUUUAGACGCAGCACAGAGGAAGAGACUCCAGCAGCAGAUGCAACAGCAUGUUCAGCUCUUGACACAGAUUCACCUUCUUGCCACCGCUAACCCCAGUCUCGGUUCAGAGGCCACGACCACCAGGAUAUUUCUGAAAGAACUGGGAACCUUUGCUCAAAGCUCCAUUGCUCUUCACCACCACUUCAACUCCAAGUUCCAGACCUUGUUUCAACCAUGUAAUCUGAUGGGAGCUAUGCAGCUUAUUGAAGACUUCAACACACAUGUCAGCAUUGAACGGAGUCCUCGUAAAACUGUCAAGAAAACUGCCUCUGAGUUUCCAUGUUUGCCAAAGCAAGUGGCUUGGAUCCUAGCCACCAACAAGGUUUUUAUGUAUCCAGAGCUACUGCCAGUGUGUUCCCUGAGAGCAAAGAAUCCUCAAGAAAAGAUUUUGUUCACCAAAGCUGAGGACAAUUUAUUGGCUUUAGGACUGAAGCACUUUGAAGGGACUGACUUGCCUAAGCCUCUAAUCAGCAAGUACCUUCUAACCUGUAAGACUGCCCACCAGUUAACUGUGAGAAUAAAAAACCUCAGCAUGAACAAAGCCCCUAAUAACAUCAUUAAGUUUUACAAGAAGACCAAGCAACUACCUAUCUUAGUGAAGUGCUGUGAAGAGAUCCAGCCGCAUCAGUGGAAGCCACCAGUAGAGCGGGAAGAACAUCAACUUCCAUUCUGGCUAAAGGCCAGCCUGCCUUCCAUCCGGGAAGAACUGCAGCACAUAGCUGAUGGUGCCAGAGAGGUAGGCGGCAUGGCUGCAACUGCUGGAAUCAACUCAGACCCAGGCCUAGAAAAGGGCAGCUCAGAAUUGGACACUGGAACUCAGUACCCACUGAUACUGCCUAAGGGUGUAGUCCUAAAACUGAAGCCUGUUGCCAACCGUUUUUCCAGAAGGGCUUGGAGACAGAAGCGCUCAUCAGCUCUGAAGCCCCUCCUUAUCAGACCCAGCCCCUGCCUGCAGCCUGCCUCCAACUCUGGGAAGACACUAGUUAGGCCAGCUGAGUCAGAAGCCCCACCCAGCAAAGUGGUGGUCCGCAUUCCUCAGCUGAUCCAGCCAGCCCCUGUUUUACAGACUAUGGCAGAGGUCCCUCCCUUGGGGAGCACCGGGAAUGACGGCUUUGAGUCUCUAACAGCACUGCCUGCUCUACCACCCGAGGCCAGGACCAGCUUCCCUUUGUCUGAAUCCCAGACCCUGCUGUCUCCUGCCCCCCUGCCCAAGGUACUGCUGCCCUCACUUGCCCCUUCUAAGUUUCGAAAGCCAUGUGUGAAGAGGAAGGGAUCCAAGAGAAAGGGGCCCAAGGCUGCUGUCUGUCUGAAGGCCGCCCCCGUCAUCCACACUGCACCUGUGAUCUUCACGGUUCCCGCCACUACUGUGAAAGUUGUGAGCCUUGGCAGUGGCUGCAACAUGAUUCAGCCUGUCAGUGCCGCUGUGGCCCAGACUUCACAAACCAUCCCCCUCACCACCCUCCUGGUCAACCCAGCUUCCUUCCCGUGCCCGUUGAACCAGCCCUUUGUGGCCUCCUCCAUCCCUCCUUUAAUUGUUUCAGGCAACUCGGUCAAUCUUCCUGUAUCAUCCACCCCUGAGGAUAAGACGCAAGUCAAUGUGGACAGCGUUGGCUGUCCUUUAGCAGAAGGGAAUAGUGCCUUUCAAGGCCUACAACCCAAAUUAGAGCCCCAGGAACUAGUUCCUGUGUGUGCUACUGUCUUCCCCAAAGAGGAGCGCAGCCCAGUGCCCGCUGCAGCAGAGAGAGGAUGUCAGGAAGUGUUGCCAGAGAGCAACGUCUAUGGCUGGACAAUUGUGAAAACAGAAGAGAGGAGACAGGCUCUGGAAGCACUGCCGCCAGGCCUCCAGGACUCUCUGAGCUCUCCCCAGGAGGACUUAAAGGUCAUUGUCAAGAUGGAACCUAAAGACCCUGGGGAGGAAAUCUCCAGUGGAUUCCCUGAGCAGGACAUGGGUGGUGAAAUCAAAGAAGAACAUUCUGUGGAAUUAGACACUGGCUUCCCAAGUGAGUCAUGGUUUUAGGGGCAGAUUAGGGCCAGAUUGACAUGACUAUGGCAUGUGGAUAUUUGAUAAGUGAUAAGGUCAUCCAAGGCCAGAAUUUCAAAACCACCCAGCAAAAUUGAAAACAACAGGCAAACAAACAAAAAUAACUAUUGUGGUCUGGAUUGUCAGACUGAAUGUUAAUAAAGUCUCCUAGACCACCAGUUCAACCUUCUAAAAGGAUAUGUGAAUGCAGCAUGCCAGUUUGCCCAGCAAGAUGAGGAAUUUCUUUUUUUUUUUUUUUUCCUUUUCUUUUUCCUCCUCCAGGGUUAUUGCUGGGCUUGGUGCCUGCACCAUGAAUCCACCGCUCCUGGAGGCCAUUUUUUUUUCCCCUUUUGUUGCCCUUGUUGUAGCUUCAUUGUGGUUAUUAUUAUUGCCCUUGUUGACGCAAUUCAUUGUUGGAUAGGACAGAGAGAAAUGGAGAGAGGAGGGGAAGACAGAGAAGGGGAGAAAGAUAGACACCUGCAGACCUGCUUCACCGCCUGUGAAGCGACUCCCCUGCAGGUGGGGAGCCGGUGGCUCGAACCGGGAGCCUUACGCCCGUCCCUGCGCUUUGCGCCACAUGCGCUUAACCCACUGCGCCACCACCCGAUCCCUUUUUUUUUUUUUUUAAUAUUUAUUCCCUUUUGUUGCCCUAGUUGUUUUGAGAUGAGGAAUUUCUGUGAUUGCCAAUCAGUUACAGCUGGACCAGUGUCAUAUAAUCUUCACUCCAGUUAACCAGUGACAUCAGGAGGGACAGUAGUGAAAAGACCACUGCCAAAGGGGGAAAAAAAGCCACCCUUAAUCAUCUGGCUGCCAGGCUGCUCUUGCCUUUGAGAGUGUUGUCAUGCCUGUCCUUUUUAAUAAGCUCACCAGUUUGAUCCA